GAGCUAGGUUGCAUUUUCACUGUGCUUGGGAGGAAGAGGUAUAGCUAUGGCGUGCUCGUCGUCGGCAACAUGCGUGAUCAAUUCCGCUAGGGCAGCUCCGGGCGAGGGUUUUAGGAAUUCACAUUGCGUCCCGGCGGCAUUGCGGCCGGGUCUAGGAUCUUCAUCGCUUCCAUCGCUUUCCUCGGGCAAAAUCUCGUCCAGGACACUAGAGCUAAGAACGCCCUCUCGGAUGGUCGCGUUUGCGACGGAGACAUCCUCCACUGAAGCAGCCGCUAACGAUUUUUUGAAGAAGAUCCAAGACGCUUGGGAGAAAACUGAUGACAAGCUCGCAGUUGGCGGCCUGGGCUUUGCUGCGUUGCUAGUUUUGUGGGCUUCGACUGGACUUAUCGCGGCGAUUGAUAAGCUUCCAAUCCUGCCUACGUUCUUCGAGCUCGUUGGCCUUUUGUUCUCCUCAUGGUUCGUCUACCGAUACUUGCUCUUCAAACCUGACAGAGAAGAGCUGCUCAAGAAGAUCGACGAAACAAAAGGAAAGAUUACCGGCUCCGAGUGAGUUCUUUCUCCUUCGGUUCAACUUUUGCAGCGAGAAGCCUGUAACUUCUACAACCGAGCCAGUAAAUAAAAACCUUGAUGAUUUUCCGAGCUA
This is a messenger RNA of Selaginella moellendorffii, 643 nucleotides long. RefSeq names its product protein CURVATURE THYLAKOID 1C, chloroplastic-like. The transcript has 6 exons. Gene Ontology annotation, cellular component: thylakoid; chloroplast thylakoid membrane. The coding region runs from base 47 to 550 and encodes 167 amino acids. The record is from RefSeq and is a predicted model, not a curated record. Lineage: Eukaryota; Viridiplantae; Streptophyta; Lycopodiopsida; Selaginellales; Selaginellaceae.